CUCGGCUCCUCCUUGCCGCGGGGCUGCAACCGCCAGCGAGAGAUGUUCACCCGCGCCGUGAGCAGACUCAGCAGAAAGCGGCCUCCGUCAGAAAUAACUGACAAUGAUAGCAAGCCAAGCAGCAGCCAUCAAAGUCAAAAUGGCACCACAAGAUGGGCAACAUCUCUAGAAAAUUUACUGGAAGAUCCAGAAGGCCUCAAGAGAUUUAGGGAGUUUUUAAAGGGAGAGUUUAGUGAAGAAAAUGUUUUGUUCUGGCUAGCAUGUGAAGAGUUUAAGAAGAUACAAGAUAAGAAACAGAUGCAAACGAAGGCAAAUGAAAUUUACAUGACUUUCUUAUCAAGUAAAGCUUCUUAUCAAGUCAACGUUGAAGGGCAAUCCCGUUUGGACGAGUCAAUAUUGGAAGAACCUCACCCUCUAAUGUUUCAGAAACUUCAAGAUCAGAUUUUCAAUCUCAUGAAGUACGACAGCUACAGCCGCUUCUUAAAAUCAGACGUGUUUCUUAAAUUGAAGCAGACCGAAGAACAGGAAGAAAGUUCACCAGAUGCUCAAACUGUAGCAAAAAGAGCUUCUAGAAUUUACAACACAUGAUCCAAAUAACAACAAACAAUAGAUCCCACUGAGAGUAUAAUGAAAACCAAAUGAGUUCUCAGGAAUAGUCUUUGAGGUUAACACAGUUAUAUUUAAAGCUUGGAAAUAUAGAACUUUGUUAGGCGAUGCUUAACCUUAGUUGCUUGAUUGACCUAAUUGUUUUUUUCAUGAUGGCUUCUACCAAGCUUGUGAGACAUCUGCAAACAGAAGACUAGGACGUUUUACCUUCUGGUAUUUUAAAUUCCUUUCCUUGUGCAUCAUUGGGGUAAAACAUAGCAUAAAAAUUGUGAUAAGUUUGAAAAUGGAGGUGGUAUAAGGAAAAGGCAAGAUGUCUGUUUGAAGCA
Elgaria multicarinata webbii is the source of this 932-nucleotide messenger RNA. It is a transcript of the gene RGS10, whose product is annotated as regulator of G protein signaling 10. Lineage: Eukaryota; Metazoa; Chordata; Lepidosauria; Squamata; Anguidae. Bases 43 to 588 code for a protein of 181 amino acids. Gene Ontology annotation, cellular component: plasma membrane; cytoplasm; nucleus. Gene Ontology annotation, biological process: regulation of G protein-coupled receptor signaling pathway. The record is from RefSeq and is a predicted model, not a curated record. Gene Ontology annotation, molecular function: G-protein alpha-subunit binding; GTPase activator activity. The transcript is spliced from 5 exons.